AUGCCAUGGUCCAUUAUUGGGAUGGGUAAAAACAAAUCGACUAGAUGCUAUUGGAUAGUAUUUUGUUGGAUUGCCACCUUGUUCUUCUUUAUUCUUUCAUUGAAAUCAAUGACACCUGAAAACAAAGCAUCAAAAAAAAAGAACUCUUUAUUCCUCUUUGAUGUUUUGAAUAAUAAACCUCCCACAUCAAAAGCAAUUAAAUCCUCAUCGAUGGUUCUUUUCAUUGAUUCGAGUUGUUUCAUCAGUUCUGUAGAUCAAAAAAAAGUUGACUACGACAAUGAGAGUCCCUUUCAUUCUUAA
Molecule: messenger RNA, 300 nt
Organism: Cavenderia fasciculata
Lineage: Eukaryota; Evosea; Eumycetozoa; Acytosteliales; Cavenderiaceae
Exons: 2
Coding region: 1-300 (99 amino acids)
Source: RefSeq, a predicted model, not a curated record